GACUCCGCCGCCGCCGCCGCCGCUCGACUCUUCCGACCGAAAGAAGGGCGGGAAGAUGGAUGCGGCUCCUUCGCCGGGCUUCGGUCUGAAGGAUGUGAAAUGGAGCUCCGUGUCCAUCCCUUUGGACCUUCUGGUUAGCACUUACCGCUUGCCCCAGGUCGUCAGACUGGACGGCGGGGAACCUAUAGAAGGUCUUCGAGAGAGUGAUUACCUAUUGAUUCAUUCAUGCCGACAGUGGACAACUAUUACAGCUCAUAGUCUAGAAGAAGGCCAUUACGUCAUAGGGCCGAAGAUAGAAAUUCCAGUGCAUUAUCCCGGGCAGUUUAAGUUGCUGGAACAAGACCGUGAUAUUAAAGAGCCAGUGCAGUAUUUUAACAGUGUGGAGGAGGUGGCUAAAGCAUUUCCUGAACGAGUUUACGUCAUGGAGGAAAUAACAUUCAACGUUAAGGUGGCUUCAGGCGAAUGCAAUGAAGACACAGAAGUUUAUAAUAUUACCCUUUGCACAGGAGAUGAGCUCACAUUAAUGGGACAAGCAGAAAUCCUAUAUGCAAAAUCUUCAAAGGAAAAGUCACGGCUCAAUACCAUCUUCAAGAAAAUUGGAAAACUCAAUUCCAUUAGCAAAUUGGGCAAAGGCAAAAUGCCUUGCUUGAUUUGCAUGAACCAUCGGACCAAUGAGAGUAUUAGUCUGCCUUUCCAGUGUAAAGGGAGAUUUAGCACACGUAGUCCCUUAGAGCUACAAAUGCAAGAAGGCGAGCAUACCAUUCGAAACAUUGUGGAAAAGACACGGCUCCCAGUGAAUGUGAAUGUGCCAAGCCCUCCCCCACGGAAUCCUUAUGACUUGCAUUUUGUCCGUGAGGGACACCGUUACAAGUUUGUUAAUAUUCAAACCAAGACUGUUGUGGUUUGCUGCGCACUAUAUAAUAAUAAAAUUGUUCCAAUGCACUUUCCUUUGCAUUUAGCUCUUCCAAAGUUUACCCUUCCAGAAAAUCUUGUGAAAGGAGAAGCGUGGCAUGAAGCUUUUGUGAAGCACUGGUUCAGCGUCUGCCAAGAGCAGUUCGAUAUUGAUGAAUAUUCUCGUGCUGUGAGAGAUGUAAAAGCUGACUGGAAUGAAGACUGCAAAAGCCCACAAAAAAGUCGACCCACCAGCCACAACCAUGUGCCAAACUCUCUCAGUUAUGCUCGGGAUGAGUUGACCCAGUCUUUCCACCGUCUCUCUGUGUGUGUCUAUGGAAACAACCUCCAUGGAAAUAGUGAGGUGAAUCUUCAUGAUUGCAGAGACUUGUGUAAUGAGUGGGCUUUAUCUUCUCAUGAUGCUUUGCAAGAUUCUAGGGAUGGGAGCUGUAACUACCUUUUUCCUGAAAUUAGUGAAGAAACAGUCUGUUUACCUCCUAAACUGGAACUUCCAUAUGAAGAAUUAUGGUUGGAUAAAGAGGGUGGGAAAGUGAAUGAUCAGCCUCUUACUCGCUCACAGAGCGAAAAGAACAACUACAGGAGUUCUUUCCGGUCCACAGGUGGUACAGCUUCGCUGCCAGAACCUGGCUCUUCAGUAGCAACAGCAAAAUCCUCAGAAGUUUCCCUACCUCCACCACCUGUGCCUCCUAAGUCAGAAGCGGUCAGAGAGGAAUGUAGACUCCUGAAUGCUCCUCCUGUCCCACCACGCAACUCAAAGCCAACGUCUACUAGCCCUUCUGUUCCUCCACGGAUGAGCAAACCUGUGCGACAGCAAACUCGUUCUCCUAGUCCAACACUUUCAUAUUAUUCAUCAGGACUGCACAAUAUCAGUGCCACAGAAGAAGUUGCUGAAAACUCUUCCGAGAUUAUUCCCGUUACUCGUUAUCCAUGUGGUAUGGUAAAAAGUGACCUGCAAGAGCUUGACAACAAAUUGCCUUUGGGAAGCCCUUCUGCUGAUGCUUUGUUCUCUAGACUCUCAUGGCCAAAUCAUUUUUCUGGAGCUGCUGAAGGCCUUUCUAGGAAUGAGUUUCUGUUGGAUCCAAGCAGAAGUUAUAGCUAUCCAAGGCAGAAGACUCCCAACACACCAAAGAGAAGCUGUCCAGCACCUUUUACAUUCGAUUUUGACAGAAAUGAAGUCUCUGCAGGAGAUGAACCACCAGCUACAACUGAGGUAGAAUGCACCAUGCCCAGUUGCCCAAAGUCAGCAAGUUACUCACUUGAAUAUACUGAUGAAAAAAGUUUGGCAGUAAGUGACACGUUGCAGUCAAUUUCUUGCCCUGCCUUACCCCCUCGUGCACCAAAGAUGGUGGAGGAGAAGCAGCCAGGGCUUGACUUGUGUCUUGGGUCUCUCAGAAUAGAUGGUGCUGAGGAAGAUCCUCACAGGAGCUCUCCAGACCUUUCUGAAGACCAAUGUCUGGGUAAAAAAAGCAUGCAAGACCUCUUCUCGGUUUCUUAUUCUUUCUCAUCACCUCUUCAUCUUCAGCUAGCACCAAGAUCUUGUGGUGACGGUUCACCAUGGCAGCCACCUGUAGAUCUGUCUGGACUUUCCAUUGAGGAAGUAUCUAAGUCUCUACGAUUUAUAGGCUUGUCAGAGGAUGUCAUAACACUUUUUGUAACUGAAAAAAUUGAUGGCAACUUGCUUGUCCAGCUCAAUGAAGAGAUCCUUUCUGAGGACUUUAAACUGAGCAAACUACAAGUUAAAAAAAUAUUGCAAUUUAUUAAUGGCUGGAGACCUAAAAUGUAGUGCUGACCAGUUCAAUAAAAUGUAGAGUAUGCUACAAACCCUGAAACUAACUCACAAUCUACCAUUUUUAAUUUUUUUAUUGCACUAAGUCCUUCCUUCCUUCCUUCCUUCCUUCCUUCCUUCUGUAAAUAGUAGGAGAAAAACAGUUAUUACUAUGCAGAUUAUUUUGGGCGUUAAGCAAACACUUUUGUACAUAAUAGAAGGAUAAAGGUGUGCCUUUUGCAUCCCUGAACAUUCAACAGCUGCUAAAUAGUGGACAUUAAAGGGAAUUAAUUUGUUCUCAUGUAGUCUAGUGAGACAUAUUUAUUACUAUGGAUUAGCAAAACUGGUGCACAAAUCAGUUUAUUAUUAUUAUUGCAUUUCCCUGUAAUCUUUUUUUCUUCUUGAGUUCUUAUUUUUAUUCUAAUAACAAUAGUCAUUGCCUUCUGUUUUUAUUUGUUUAACAGAAAGUGUCAAAUAUUCCACCUUUGCACCUUGUUCUUGCUGUAGGUUCAUUUUUAUAAAAUUCGCAGGUAGUAAUAAAUAAUGGAUCCAUAUUUCAGUGCAAAAGAAAAAAAUCCACCACAGUCUGGGCAGAUAGAUUCUUGCACCUAGCAGUUUUUUUUUACGUAGCAUACUAUUAAUAAAAAGAAAGAAAGAGGUAAAGGUUUUUGAUGUCUAGUAGGGGCAUGAGAUUUAAAAUAUACUAUUUUAAUAAUUUGAAAAGUAAUAACGCAAUGUCAACCAACAGCAGCAAAUAAUUGCAUUAAAAAAAAAUUCAACCAUUUUGCAAACUAUUGAAAUGUUUACAUGUAUUCUGAGCAAAUAUUGAUGCCCUAGUUUAAUUUGGAAUAAUUGAUAAAGAUCAUUAUUUCCAUUGUUUAUGUAUAAAGUGCAUUUAAAAUUAGAGUGGAUUUAGAAUUCAACUGUAACUUCAGUUAAAGAAGUAAGAAACUGGUAGAGUGAUUCAAUGAUUUCUUCUAUUCUUUUUUCCUUAAUAUUCUUAAAAAUGCAUACAGUUAAGGAAGAAAAAAAGCUGACUUAUUAAUCUAAAUUAAAAGAAUCCACAUUCCAAAAACUAAACCUGUCUAAUCAAAAUGAAAUGGAAUAAUUUUCUUAAAGCAUUUUUUUGCUUAAGGGAAUAAUAAAUAUUUUAUUAAAUGAUGUAUGUAUAUUAUAAAUAUCUUGUAUAUCUGACAUGCAUUUGUUUAAAUGGCAGUGGGGGUUAAUCCAUUUACCCCUUAGUCUGUUUUGACUGUAACAGACUUUAAAAUGGACAAACAUUGAGCUUUUGGGAUUCAUUUUAGAGAAAUCCUGAGUGUUGCUAGAGGACUUACACUAAAUAUAUUAUAAUAUUGUGCUUCUGAGCACUUGUUUAGUCCACCUUUUUUUCCUCCAAGUAUUUGUUCUCAGGAACCUAUUUUGGUAGAAAGCAGAGGAAGUUAUUAAGCAAUUGGAAACCAGAAACCUUUGCCAGUUUUACCAAAUGGCAGUUUUACCAAAGAUCUACCAGUAUAUCUCAAUCUACUUUCUGUUCACAACUAUCAUGUUCCACAAAAACACUAAUAU
This is a messenger RNA of Pseudonaja textilis, 4243 nucleotides long. RefSeq names its product GRB2 associated regulator of MAPK1 subtype 1 (gene GAREM1). Gene Ontology annotation, molecular function: proline-rich region binding. NCBI's taxonomy places the organism in Eukaryota, Metazoa, Chordata, Lepidosauria, Squamata, Elapidae. The record is from RefSeq and is a predicted model, not a curated record. Gene Ontology annotation, biological process: cellular response to epidermal growth factor stimulus; epidermal growth factor receptor signaling pathway.